Molecule: messenger RNA, 1896 nt
Organism: Rotaria sp. Silwood2
Lineage: Eukaryota; Metazoa; Rotifera; Eurotatoria; Philodinida; Philodinidae
Source: the annotation of a GenBank genome assembly
AUGAAAUAUACAGUUAAAGAUUGUGAUCCAGCUACAAGUCUACCGGAUGAUGAACGUUAUGCUGAUGAAUUUAUGUUUGAUAUCAAUAAUUCAUUAUAUGAUCAAUUAUUAGAAAAAGUAUCUGUACAAAUGGAUAGAGCAACGAAAUGGUUUCAAUUUGUUCAUUAUACUCCAUAUCCAUUGAUAAAAUGUAAUGAUAUAGGAACAAGUUAUACAUUAGUUAAAUUACCUGAUGAUUCAUCAGCUGUAACCCCAUGUGUUCGAUUGCGGUCAAACUGCGACGCAGUUGCGGCGCAACUGCGUCGCAGUUUUCCAUAUCAUGCAUUACUAGUGAUGAUGCUUCGUCGUAUGAUUUAUUUAUCAAUAAAAGAAAUGUCAACAGUUGCCAAUGAUGUUAUUAUUGUAACAUCAAGUUUAACUCGUGAUAUGACUGGAAAAGAAGAUUCUCAUCGUGGACCAGCUAUACGAGCUUUAUGUAAAAUAACUGAUCCAUCAAUGAUGCAAAGUGUUGAACGAUAUAUGAAACAAGCAAUUGUUGAUAAAUUACCAUCAGUUGCAUCAGCUGCAUUAACAUCAUCAGUUCAUUUAAUGCGUCAAGGUCCUGAAGUAGUUAAACGAUGGGUUAAUGAAGUUCAAGAAGCUGUUAAUAAUGAUAAUAUAAUGGUACAAUAUCAUGCUCUUGGUCUUUUAUAUCAAAUACGUCGAACAGAUAAACAUGCUAUUAGAAAAUUACUUGUCAAAUUUUCUAAAGCUGGUCUUCGAAGUCCAUAUGCAUAUUGUUUUCUGAUUCGUAUUGCCGCCAAUCUUAUAAAUGAAGAAGGCGAAGGAACGGAUAGUCCAAUGUAUGAUUUUAUUGAUUCAUGUUUACGUCAUAAAAAUGAAAUGGUUAUUUAUGAAGCCGCAUCAACAAUUGUAUCACUUAAAUGUGUUACACCAAAAGAACUUAGUUCAGCUGUUAAUGUUCUUCAAUUAUUUAUUUCAUCACCUAAACCUGUUUUACGUUAUGCAGCCGUUCGAACACUUAAUAAAGUUGCUAUUCAAUAUCCAGCAGCAGUAACAGCUUGUAAUGUUGAUCUUGAAACAUUAAUAACUGAUUCAAAUCGAUCAAUUGCAACAUUAGCUAUAACAACUCUUCUUAAAACGGGUAAUGAAGCAGGUGUUGAUCGAUUAAUGAAACAAAUCUCGUCAUUUUUAUCUGAAAUAUCAGAUCAAUUUAAAACAGUUGUUGUUGAUGCAAUUAAAUCAUUAUGUCAAAAAUUUCCACGUAAACAUACUGUAUUAAUGACAUUUCUUUCAAAUAUGUUACGUGAAGAAGGUGGUUAUGAAUAUAAAAAGGCGAUUGUUAAUACAAUUAUUUCAAUUGUUGAAGAAAAUCCUGAAGCAAAAGAAGCGGGUUUGGCUCAUUUAUGUGAAUUUAUUGAAGAUUGUGAACAUACAUCAUUAGCGACUCGUAUUCUUCAUUUAUUGGGUCGCGAAGGACCACGUACAACAACACCAGCAAAAUAUAUUCGUUAUAUUUAUAAUCGUGUUAUUCUUGAAAAUGCACCUGUUAGAGCUGCUGCGGUAAGUGCAUUAGCUAAAUUUGGUGCAGCAUCAGAAGAUUUAUUAUCAAAUAUUUUGGUACUUUUACAACGAACAACACUCGAUCAAGAUGAUGAAGUUCGUGAUCGUGCUACUUUUUAUUAUCAAUUAUUAAAACAUAAUGAUAAAGCACUUAAUUCAGCUUAUAUUCUUAAUUCAAUGAAUGUAUCAUUACCAUCACUUGAACGUCUUUUACAUCGUUAUACAAUUGACCCAACAACAAAACCAUUUGAUGUUCGAUCUGUACCUGUUGAAGCAGUUCCAGUUGAACAACCUAAAGGUUCAAUAUUCAAAUUAAUUUUAUUAUUUAAAUAA